AUCCACAACCUGCAGAUCAGUUCACCUAUCUACCUAAGGUAGGUAGGGCAUACGAACCCCAAACAGCAAACCGCAUUAACAGUGCGGUAUCUAUGCCCGCAGACGCGCUCCAACGCAUGACUGACGAACAGUUCAACACACCCGCCCGGAUUCAAAAAUGCAUUAGACUAUGGCGUGUGGCCCCGACGCCGCCCGCACGUCGUCACCAUCACCGUCGCUGUCGCCGUGGGAUUCACCUCUCUUACGCCUCACUCCUGACAUUCGGCUGCGCCUCUACCGCUAUCUGGACUUGGUGUCGUGGGACGGAUCGCCCUAUCGAUUCGACUUGCGCGGAGGGCGAGUCGACUAUCUGCCCUUGGGGGGGGUUCCCUCCCUCGCCCUGUUUCCAUGGCCUACUGCUCUCUUGCCGUACCAUCUACGCCGAAGCGGCUCCCUUGCUUUACGCCGCAAAUUCCUUCGUCGUUCACUAUUCCCUCGGCAAGUCGCCCGGUUUGCAGCCCCUGCGCGCACUCACUGCCGUGGCGGUCCGGUCGCUCUCCAACCUCAAGAUUGUCGUUAAUGAGGCCGCUUGCCACAGGAGAAUGAUUUUAGAGUACAAGAACGUUUGUUGCCGCCACGGCCACGACGAAGAUGCCACGUCGGGAUUGCAUUGGUGCCAGAGGAGGCAUUGCGGUCUCCACCAGGUUCUCCUGCUGAGUCCGGUUUUGGCGGGCAACGACGGCGAUGGCGAUGGCCCUGGCGAUAGCGGUGAUGAGCUGGCUGCAGCGUACGAUGCAGAACGUGAGUGGCACUCUGCUGCCGCUCACAUAUUCCCACAGACUGUCCCCAGUCGCCUCUCCCUGUCACUUGUUUGUGACAUAGACCCCCAGCACCCUCUAGCCGUCGACUUGGCCGGUGCCAUUUUAGCACCCCUUGCAUCAGCACAGCUUAGGGAAUGCCGGGUACGGCUAGCGGUAGUACCCAACCGGCAGUUCGACGAACUUGCCCGAGAUGCUGCCUUGCACACGUGCACCCGUGGGCUGGCUACCUUAACCUCUACGCAGUCCUCGAAGCCGCCGCCUGGCGCGGAGGCCACCACCCUGGCGACCCUCCCACGCGAGCUCCGGAUCCGAAUCCUAGAAUACACCGACCUUGUCACGCCGAGAAGACAGGUGACGUGGAGCCGCGAGGACCGCGGGUACGUGGUGCGCCGCAUCCAGCUCGACAGGGACCCUACUCCCGACGAGCUCUACAGUGAGCAGUUUCUCAGCUGCUGGGAGAACGAACCCGAUGGUUGUUUUUGCCGCCGCCGCCACGCCGCAUUUUCGCUUGGCUGCAAGUGCUGGAUUCCACCCGCGCCCCUGUUUCUCUUGUGCCAUGCCCUGUCCCAAGACGCCCAGUACGUCUUCUUUUCGAGUAACCGUUUUAUCAUCCACGACUAUAAAGCCGAUAGAACCUGGCAACAGUCCAUCCCAGUCUCAAUGACGCCACGGGACGUAUCGCUAAGCAACUCCUACCCGGAUCAGCGAUUCAUCGUCUCGGAAUUUCUGCGCGAGGUCGUGCCCGAGCCCGCCCUCGCCCAUAUCCGCUAUCUAGAGCUAGUCUUUCCUCCUUACCCGGCUCAAACCUGGCCCCGGACCGACGACCCAGCGAUGCGGGACUGGCGGUCCUUGGUCGAGUGGCUCCAAAACAAGAUGAACCUACCACGGCUCACCCUCAAACUGGUCGUCGUGGACGGCAGCAACGGAGGCCCAAAAGCCGCCCCUGAGAUUACCACCGAGGAAGGAGACGCACUCAUGAAGGCGUAUAAGGAUCUACUGCAGCCCAUCCCGCGGCUGGCCGAGCUUGGUCUCGCCCAGUUUUAUGCCCACUUCCCGUACCCUUGGGAGGGGACCCCGGAGUGCAGGGUCCGUCAAAAAGAGAGACGGAGUUGGGUCUGGCCUGAGAAGAAGGCCCUCAAGUGCCGUCUUGAACGCUAUGUCAUGCGCGGCCGGUACGAGAGCCAGUAUGCGGAUGGCAAGAAGGAGCCGGUGGCCAGCGACUGGGAUAUGAUGUACUUGCGUCCCUUCCCUUGGUACUGAACGUUAGGUUACUACGCCGCAUACCGGUACCCCUAAUUGAUCAAUGUAAGUGCCCUGCCCUGGAAUGUCGGGGAGAUACCGCAUAUCUGGCCUGUCGUUGCCGAGACUUCCUAGACUGAACCUCAAACCUGCAAAUCUAUGACUGAGUAAAGUCUUGGGCAGCGCCUCGGGAAACAAGGUGACAUUUCCAGUCCAACUUUGAUGCUACGGGAACCGGACGGGUGCGUGCAGAGGUCCGUCCGUUGUGUUGCACCGCGUUUUAGCCGCGGCAUGCGCACUGGAGAGGGAACUCUGAUUCUCGUAGCCAUACCUAUUCUUAGAAAAGUUGCCAUGUCCCGGAACACGGGUUCAGAUCCGUCGGGUCAUCAUCUCAGCGGUCGUAACAUUUCAAUAAAUGGGCCGCGCCGGAAAUACCUUAUAUGAAUGGACGAUUCGCCACCCCAGAGGGCAUCUUGAGCACUCUCAUGAUUACAAGUCAUCCUAGAACCACAACCCUUC
Messenger RNA from Chaetomium fimeti, 2558 nucleotides. RefSeq lists its product as uncharacterized. NCBI's taxonomy places the organism in Eukaryota, Fungi, Ascomycota, Sordariomycetes, Sordariales, Chaetomiaceae. The record is from RefSeq and is a predicted model, not a curated record. The coding region runs from base 93 to 2060 and encodes 655 amino acids. The transcript is spliced from 2 exons.